Molecule: messenger RNA, 2329 nt
Organism: Pseudoliparis swirei
Lineage: Eukaryota; Metazoa; Chordata; Actinopteri; Perciformes; Liparidae
Gene: ano10a
Product: anoctamin 10a
Exons: 14
Coding region: 163-2094 (643 amino acids)
Biological process (GO): chloride transmembrane transport
Cellular component (GO): plasma membrane
Molecular function (GO): chloride channel activity
Source: RefSeq, a predicted model, not a curated record
CCCCCCCCCCACACACACACAAGCCCCGCCCCCAGCCCACUAGCCCCGCCCACUGCCUCAGCUGUUUGCGCCUCAGCUGUCUGUGUCAGUGAGUCUGGGUCUGGACCUCAUGCAGGAGACCUUGUGUGAACUACAGGAGCAGGUGUCCUGGGAGCAGGUGAGAUGUCAGACCGGUUCGAUCCUCUCGUGGUGGUGGAACUGGCCUCGGACACCAAGGAGGACGCCAUCGCCUGGCUGCUGAGCCGGGUCCGGGACACGCAGCGCAAUGGAGGCGCCGAGCUGCAGGUGGAGCAGCUGGGCCCCGGGGACGGCGCCCAGGAGAAGGAGAACCCCAACCUGUUCCUGGUGGGGGCCACGUGGCAGCGGCUGCUGUCCGGCGCCGAGGACUUGGGCCUCUUCAAGGAGUUCCACGACGGCUCCAUGAGAGGCUUCACCUGCGCCAACAAACACGACUUCAAGGACUUUCAAGGAGACGGAGACUCCUUCCUCAGCACGGCCGAGUGUCAGUACAUCAUCAAGCACGAGCUGGACAGCCUGCGGGCCAGAGGCGAGACCCACGUGCCGGGGUACCAGCAGGUCAAGCUCUACCCCGGGAAAUCCAUCGUCCGCCGCCUGCAGUCCAACGGGAUCCUGGUCCAGGUGUUCCCUCUCCACCAGAAGGAGGAGCUGAAGAGGCUGUCGUUCUCUUGGUUCCAGAAGGUGAACCUCUCCUUCCAGCCUCUCGAUGACAUCCGGCACUACUACGGCGAGGGUCAGGCCCUGUACUUUGGCUUCCUGGAGUACUUCACCUUUGCCCUGGUGCCCAUGGCUCUCAUCGGGGUGCCGUACUACCUGUUCGACUGGGAGGCCUACGACAAAUACGUCGUCUUGGCCGCGUUCAACUUGGUCUGGUGCACCGUUAUCCUGGAGCUGUGGAAGCGUUGCAGCGCCUCGCUAGCCUACCGCUGGGGCACGCUGAGCAGGAAGAAAGCCUUCGAGGAGCCGCGGCCCGGCUUCCACGGCGUCCUGGGGUUCAACCCCGUGACGGGCCGCGAGGAGCCGCUCUACCCCAACACCAAGAGGCACCUGCGCGUCUACCUGGUGUCCCUGCCCUUCGUCCUGCUCUGCCUCUACCUGUCGCUCUACAUCAUGAUGAUCUACUUCCUGAUGGAGGGCUGGGCGCUGUCGGUCCACGACGAGGAGCCCACCUUCUGGACCGGGAUCCUGUGUUUCAUCCCCAGUGUCAUCUACGCGGUGGUCAUCGAGGUCAUGAACCUCAUCUACAGAUACGCCGCCGAGUUCCUCACGGAGUGGGAAAACCACCGGCUGGAGUCGUCCUACCAGAACCACCUGGUCCUCAAGGUGUUGGUGUUCAACUUCUUCAACUGCUUCGCCUCGCUGUUCUACAUCGCCUUCGUCAUGCAGGACAUGGUGAUGCUCAGACAGAGUCUGGCCACGCUGUUGAUCACCAGUCAGAUCCUGAACCAGUUCAUGGAGGCCUUCCUGCCCUACUGGCUCCAGAGGAGGCGCAACAAGAAGAUGAUCCGCAAAGUCCAGCAUCGAAAACUCCCGGAGGACAAAGAGCUCCUUCUGGCCGACCAGGUCCGGCUGGAGGCCGACAUGAGCACCUACCUGGGAACCUUCGACGACUACCUGGAGCUCUUCCUGCUGUUCGGCUACGUCAGUCUGUUCUCCUGCGUCUACCCGCUGGCCGCCGUGCUGGUGGUGCUGAACAACGUCACGGAGGUUUACUCCGACGCCUUCAAGAUGUGUCGGGUGUUUAAGCGGCCCUUCUCGGACCCGGCGGCGAACAUCGGCGUCUGGCAUCUCGCAUUUGAGGCCAUGAGCGUGAUCGCCGUGAUUACCAACUGCUCGCUGAUCGGCAUGUCUCCACAAGUCAAGGCCUACUUCCCCGGCUCGGACAUGCAGCUCAUCCUGUGGACGGUGGCUAUUGAGCACGGGCUGCUGGCCUUCAAGUUCAUCCUGACCUUCCUCAUCCCAGACGUUCCCAAACACAUCCAGAUCAACUUAUCCCGCCUGGAGUUCGAGUCCCUGGAGGCCCUCAAGAAAAAGAAAAUGCUCGAAGCCUCGGAGCUCAGCAAGGAGAUCCAGUGAGGAGGAACGGAGGAGAUCCAGUGAGGAGGAGCGGAGGAGAUCCGGUGAGGAGGAGCGGAGGAGAUCAAGUGAGGAGGAGCGGAGGAGAUCCAGACGGGGGCGGACCGCCUUGACCCCCUGAAGCCCGGGGGGGGGGGCGCGCUCUCCUCUUCUUAUGCAAUACCUUCACAUUACGAACGCUUGCAGAGCCGAGCAGUGUGUUCUGUUGGGCGCCCAAUCAGAUGCACUGUGGUGG